AUGUCAUCCCCUGCAGUGAGCAAAGCACCCCCCAAACUCGGUUCAAAGAACGGAACCCCUAUCAAAUCAAGAAAAGGCUCCGGCUCCAGUGCCGCCUCGAAACCCAGUGUCACUAACAGCCCCAAGGCUGUGAAGAAGACACCCACCCGCAAGCUCGCUACCAAGGAGCCUAAGCCGAUUCAAGAUGAUAUCUACGAGCAAUCUAUCCCCGAAACUCCUUCCCCAAAUCAAAGAAAAAGUCUCUCUCCUCCGAACAACGUCGUCCUAUCUCCCCUCGCGAUGAUGCUGUUUCUCAAGCUUCUGGUCAAGGGCCUUGCUGGAAAGGCCAAGGAUACUGUUCAGAAUGGUGCCAAGUCGAUUUCUCAGGCUAUCCCAAUUGAUUUGUCUUCCUUGACCGGUCUCCGUGUCGCAGAUGGUGGAAAGAUCUUUGGUAAAAAUGGGAAUCCCUUGGGUGAAGUUGUCGAAGGUGAUCCUGAGGACCUCGUUGGCCAGACUGUGGGCGAUGAGGGUGAGAUCAUCGAUGAGGAAGGUGACUUGAUCGGCCGUGUCGAUGUGCUGCAUGAUGCAGUUGAUGGAGUUCAAAACAUCCCAGACGAAGCUCAGUCGAAGCUCGAGGAUCUUGAGGAUGUGGUUACCGAUCUUGCUCAGCUUGAAGGUCUGCCAGUCUCGGAUGGAGGUGUUAUCAAGAACUCCGCAGGUCAGAUUGUUGGCAAGAUCGUUGAAGGUGAUCCGGAGGACUUGAUUGGAUACACCCUCAAUGAUGCGGGUGAAAUUGUCGAUGACGAAGGUGAUGCCAUCGGUCGCGCUGAGUUGAUCCCUGUGGAGGAGCAAAAGGCUGCCAUUGAAGACGCUGUUGGCGAUGCGACCGAACAAGUCGAUGGCGCCAAGGAGGAUGUUGAUGACGAAUUCGAAGACGCCCAAGAUGGUCUACCUCUUGAUGAAGCCAACGACGUUCUAGACGAUGUCGAGGAUGUUGCAGACAACGUGGCUGAUGAGGCCGUACCGGAAGAAGUUGACCAAGUCAAGUCAACCGCUGAAGAUAACAUCCACCAUGUCGACCAAGCCAAAUCAACCAUCGAAGAGAAUGUUCCCGAUCUCGAUGAAGUCGAGGAGACCGCUGAAGACGCUGUUGACGGAGCUGAUGUCAAUGCUGAAGAGGUCCUGGACGACGCCAACGAAAAAUUGAACGUUGAAGACAUCGCUGAAGAUAUUGAAGAGGCCGCCGAGGAUGCAGUCGACCAGGUCUCCCAGCAUAUUCCAACCCUUGAUACUCUUGAAGGCCUAAAGUGCAACAAGCGCGGAUACGUCAUCGAUCAAGCCACUGGCAAGCCUGUUGGUGAAGUUAUCGAGGGCGAUCCCAAAAAGCUGUCACGGGUUGGUGCCACUCUUGAUGCGAAGGGUCAAUUCUGGGACAACCGAGGCAAUAUCAUCGGUAAGGUGAAGGCCCUUCCAGUCGAAGAUGACAAAGACGAGGAGGGUCCCUUUGCUGGCCUGGAAGGUCUCGUUGUUGGCCAAGACGGCUGGAUCGAAGACGAGAACCAGACACGCGUCGGAAAGCUCAUCGAAGGCGACGCAAAGAAGCUUCUUGGUCGUGGCGUUGACGAGGACGGUGAAGUCCUUGACCGUCAUGGCUCCGUCAUUGGACGGGCAGAGCGAUACGAAGAACCCGAACCUGAGCCUGAGGAGGAGGAACCUGUCGAUGACCUUUCUGUUCUCGAUGGAUUGAGAUGCAACAAGGCCGGAUAUGUCAUCGGACCUGAGGGAUUCCCCAUUGCCCGCGUUGUGGAGGGUAAUCCCAAGGAACUUGCCGGCAAGAAGAUUGAGGAUGGCGAAAUCUAUGACGGCAAGAAGGUUGUCGGCCGCGUCGAACUCAUCCCUCAAGAGGAACUUGAGAACAAGCCUGAAGGGCCAUUUGCUGGCUUGGAGAGCCUGGUUGUCACAAAGGAUGGCUUUGUGGAGGAUGAAGAAGGUUCUAUUGUUGGAAAGCUUGUUGAAGGCGACGCAAAGAGACUGCGUGGUCGUGCUGUUGACGAGGAUGGCGAGAUCACUGACAAGUACGGCAAUGUCAAGGGUCGUGCUGAGCCUUAUGAGCCUCCUGAGGAGGAAGCCCCCGCUGAGGAGGAUUUGUCAAUCCUCGAGGGCAAGGUUGUUAACAAAUCCGGCAAUGUCGUUGAUCCUGCUACCGGCGCUAUCUUUGGACGAAUCACCGAAGGUGACAAGCGUCUCGCUGGUCGUAAGGUCGAUGGCAAAGGUCAAAUCUGGGGCGAUGAUGGCAAAGUCAUUGGUCGUGCCGAGCUCAUCCCUGGCGGGCAACAACACAAGGCAGAAGGUCCAUUCUUCGGCUUUGACAGUGCUGAAGUCGGCAAGGAUGGUGUCGUCACUGAUGCUGGUCGAAUCAUUGGACGUCUGAUUGAGGGCGAUGCCAAGCGCCUGCUUGGCCGUAAGGUGGAUGAGGAUGGUGAUGUCGUGGACAAGAACGGCAACACCAUCGGCAAGGCCGAACGGUGGGAGCCUGAGGAAAAGGCCCGUGAUAUCAGCCCAAUGUCUGGUCGCAAGAUCAACAAGGCUGGUGAAGUCCGCGAUGCUGAUGGAGAACUCAUUGGCAAGCUGACUUCUGGAAACCUGGCCACUCUGGUUGGCAAGACCAUUGACGAUAACGGCUAUGUUGUUGAUAAUGAGGGCAACAAGAUCGGUGAAUGUACUCUGCUUGAGCACAUUCCUGAGGAGGAGCCUGAGGAGGAGCCUGAGGAGGAGCCCGAGGUGGAAGAAGAAGGCCCAUCUCCAGAGGAGCUAGAAGCCCGAGCUAAAGCUGAACAUGAUCGUCAGCUGGCGGAGAAGAUGAUUUCCAUUCUUCGACAGACCUUGGAUCAAAUUAAGCCGAUCUGCGAUCAGAUCACCGAUAAAAUCGAGAAAGCCGAUCGCACCCCGAAGGACGAACUUGACGAAGAGAAGCUUGUGAAGGAUGUCAAGCCCCUUCUCGAGAAAGGAGGCCAGAUCCUUCAAGAGUGCAAUGGUGCAGUCCGUGCUCUCGAUCCCGAUGGUCGUAUCGCAGCAACAGCCAAGGCUCGCGCUUCCUCGCGUGAUGCUACUCCGGAAGAGAAUCAACUGGCUGACCUGCUGAAGACCUUGACUGAGACUGUUGUCACAACGAUUGAUAAAGGAAAGAGACUCAUUGCAGACAUGCCUCAUGCCAAGAAGAAGCUCAACCCUCUUUGGGGCUUACUCUCCGAGCCACUGUUCCAGAUCAUUGCCGCUGUUGGAUUACUGUUGAAUGGUGUCUUGACUCUGGUUGGCCGUCUUUUGGAUGGUCUUGGCUUGGGUGGUCUUCUGAAUGGUAUCCUGGGAGGAUUGGGAUUGGAUAAAUUGAUCAGCGGACUGGGACUGGGUUCGUUGACAGAUGCGCUCGGCCUGGGUGGAAAGUAA
Penicillium malachiteum is the source of this 3423-nucleotide messenger RNA. Its product is annotated as LEA domain protein. The transcript has 3 exons. NCBI's taxonomy places the organism in Eukaryota, Fungi, Ascomycota, Eurotiomycetes, Eurotiales, Aspergillaceae. The record is from RefSeq and is a predicted model, not a curated record. Bases 1 to 3423 code for a protein of 1140 amino acids.